AUUAUCUCCAUCUUAAAACUCUGUGCGCGUGUCUCUAUUGCCCUCUCCUGCCUUCGCUGCAGUCUGCCAGAGGUUGUGGAAAUCAUGGAUUGAAGUGAACAUAGAAGAUAGAACGUAUCGAAAAGGGGAAAAUGUAGGGAUUCAACCGUUGUAUGGAGCCUUCCCUUGAAAGAAAGAAGAUGGGCGGUGGAGUAGGGCGAAAAUGUGAGAAUUCAACUGAAGAGCCUGCCCAUAAAAGAAGGAAGAUAGAUCAUGAUCUUGAAGACAGUGACAUACAAGAAGACGAUAAUGAGGAGUUUGGGUUGAUACCGCCGUCACUGAUUCGUUUGUUAAAGAAUAUUUUAGCACAGUACCCUGACAACGGUCAGAUAAUCAAGGAAAUUGUGCAAAACGCUGAAGAUGCAGGGGCAACAACAAUCAGAUUUGUGUACGACGAGAACAGCAUUGAUACUAUAUUUUCACAAGGAAAGGAGGAACUCAAAGGCCCUGCUUUGUAUUCAUAUAACGAUGCUCUAUUUAGUAACAAAGAUUGGAAGGGAAUACAGAUGUUGGGACAGAGUGUGAAAGAGAAAGAUCCCUUCAAAGUAGGAAAAUUUGGGCUUGGCUUCAAAUCUGUUUUCCACAUGACAGAUAAUCCAGUCAUAAUGAGUGGAUCCAAGUUUGGUAUCAUUAACCCAGAUGAGAGGCUCUUCUCAGAAACAGAGGAAAGGAGAACUGGAAAAUACUUGGACUUCAGUAAGAUUAAAAAUGGCGAGGAAAUAUCCUACCAUAAAGAUUCCUCUGAUAUAUUUGAAAGGCUGUUAAAUACAGAUGCCAAGACAGGCCGUUGCAAUGGGACUUUAUUUCGUUUUGUGCUGCGCAAAUCUCCCUCAAAGCUAUCCGAGACGAUCUACAAUGACCGUAAGAUGCAGGGUCUGCUCAAGUCUUUCGAGAGUGAAGGAAACUGGGCUUUGCUUUUCCUUAGAAGUCUCAAGAACAUCGAGUUUUACCACCGUGCAAAAGACUGUGAUGAAGCCACGCUUUUGUUUUCUUUUUCAAAUAAAAACGGCAAUCAACAGGAAAACAAGACGUUUAUGGAAAAGGUUAAAGAAAAUGAGAAGAAGAAGAUAUCAGAAAAUAUUUCUAUCUUUCAUGACAUACAGAUAGAAACAAGAUCUAACAUCAGAGAUUUCUGCAGAAUCAAAAGGUAUAUUAUUGUUGAUUACUAUGCUGGAUCGACACUUUCAGAGGAAAACGAAUUGGUUAAUCGUGGAGAUGCAGAAAAACUUGGUUACAUCCCAAUUGUUGGGAUAGCUUACUCUCCUGAAGACGAACAAUCUUUAGAUGGCCAUGUAUUCUGCAGUUUGCCUCUUCCGAUUGUACAGACAAAGACAACAGGGCUGCCCGUACACCUCAACGGCUUCUUUGCACUUGGGCCUGACAGAAAGGACUUGAAAUGGGCUACAGUUGGCCAGCAGGAUCAUAACGAUAAAGAGGUUUUAUGGAACAUGUUUCUUAUAACUAAAGUCCUCCCCCUUGCGUACAAAGAUUUGUUCCUGUUCUUGCAGAAGGGAGAAUUUUCAAGCAAUCAGGUGUAUAAUAUGCUGCCAGAUAUUGAAGAGGUAGAUAGCAAGUGGAAAAAACUUCCAGAUAGUUGCCUAGAGAAAGUUUUGCCAGAACGCUGUGUCUGGACAGAUGCAGGGGGCGGGCAAUGGCUUUUCCUGAGAGAAGCGUACUUUGAACUCCCCAAGUAUUCAGGAUAUCAAACAGCAUUCAAGUAUCUAGUUGAGUGUAAUGAAAUAGCAGUUAGAAUUCCGAAGCACUUUGAAACUAUUGUGAAGCGGCCUGGAUCCCAACCUCGUAAAUUCCUGUGUCCGGAAAAAGUACGCGAGAUUGCUUGUUUGAAUUCAACAGGUCUGAAAAGCCUAAGCCAAAACGAGAGGCUCGAUCUCCUGAACUAUAUGAUAGUUAAACCAGAAGAUAUACGUCACUUGUGCAAACUCCCAUUGAUUUUGAUGGAAAACGAUUCAUUUGCACUUCCUGAGAGCGACAAGAAACUUUUCAUACCAAAUGGGAAACACAGCAAAGAUUUAUUACCUGGCUGUCAGGAGUUCCUGGUAAGAACAGAUAUAGAUGAAAAGCUUUUGCAGAAACUGCGUACAAUUGCGAAAAAUGGAUAUUGUAAACUUUCCAUGCUUGACCAAUCCUCUGUUGCAACUCUGUUGUGCAAGUGCCUCGGGAAGACCAGCUCUUUUAUCGCCAAUCGCGAAAAGUGUAUGACGGCAGACUGGUUUCAGAAAAUUUGGAAAUAUUUGAAUGAGCUUGGCGAUCUAGAAUUGUUUGAAGGACUUCCUUUGAUUCCGAUGAAGAACAAUAAAGUUGGAUCUUUACAAGCCAACUCCCUCCUUCUCCUACAUACCGAGAAUGAAAGAGAGGACGAUCUCGUUACAGUUAUGAAGCAAAUCGGGUUCGUAGUUGUGGAAGGCUUACCUGGUUAUGUUCAACAGAACAAGAGCUUGUUUGGAAAGUAUCUAUAUACCUGUAAUCCUGAAGGCAUAACAAAACUUUUAAUGAAUAUUUCUGAGAAGAUUGGAAAUAGAAAACUGUCCAAACAGAUCUCUCAAAUAUGUUCGAUGGCUGGAAAAGCUUUGCUUAGAGACAAAGUCGCUGAAUUCUUUCUCGCAAAUCAACCAACAAAGGGCCUGAUUGAGCUCAUCAAGUCAUUGCCAAUUCACGAAAACACAAAUAGCCAGGUUUUGGUGUCAAUUGAUGAAUGUCAGGAAAUUUGCCCGAACGUGCCAUCAGACUUGAUUCCUUGCAAAACCUUGUUAAAGUGCACAGACAGAACCCAGAAAACGUUUGUUGAAAAACUAGGAGGGCGGUUGAUAACUGAAGAGGAACUUAUUCUGAAAUACCUGUUACCAGAAAUCGAGGCUGGAGAAUCGACUGUUCAUUACAUUGCCAAGUUAAAUUUUGUGGUGACGACUGCUACCUCAGGGCUUUUCAACAACAGCGCUCUCGCGAGUGAGAUCAGGCGCAAAUUAAAAAGCAUAGAUUUUGUAACUGCAGACAGUGGAGAAAGGAGAAAACCGCGUGAACUGUUUGAACCCAGUGAACACCUUACCAAACUUUUCAAGGGUGAGGUUGGAAGAUUCCCAUCUAAAGAUUUCUCAACUGAACAAAAGCUGAUCUUAUUGAGAAAGUUGGAUUUAAAAACAGAGAAAUGUGUCACAGCAAAGGACAUAACUGAUUGCAUCCAAAUGGUGGCAGGUUCAAAAGACAUUGGAGAGACAGAAAAACGUAAAAAGGCACAAAAUAUCGCUAUACAUCUGACAGAUCACAUCGAUUUGCUGAAUGAUCGCGAAUUAAAGAGGAUUUUAGAGACCGAGUCCUGGAUUCCAAUUGAAAAGCAAAGACCAAAGCAUUACCCAAGCAGUCUGGAAUGGUUUGCUGAUGCUAGUAAUGCUAACCCAUUUUCGAGUCUUGUUGAAAUGCAUUUUGGGACGGCUUCAAAUUUGCUUGGAAGCGUGAUGCCAAUUAUAAGCAAGGAUUUUGAGACAUUUCAGGUAAUUUUUUCAUCUCUGCAUCGCGAAACAAUAAGUGUUGCCAAAGUUUGCCAGCACCUGUCCUGUGUGAUUCAUGACUAUAAAGAAUCGGAAAGGAAUGAAUUCAUUAUAGUUUUAAAGGAUGUAUACAAACUUCUGCUACAGAAAGCACAACCGGGGCACUGCAGUGCAUUACAAAAUGCCAUUAAAGAAUUUUUCCCCGAUGCCAAAUGGCUUUGGCACGGUUCAGGUUUCGCAUCUCCAAAACAGAUUGUGCUUCAUGAUAACUUGAAAGAUUUGGAUCUGAAGCCAUUUGUCUACAAAUUGCCUAUAGACAUGAAGCCUUUUGAAAAGCUAAUAGAAAUGUUUGGAGGUAUUACAGAGUACUCUGACGAGUUAUUUAUUCAAAUCUUAUCAGAAAUUAAAGAAGAGCACGACAGUAAACGUAGCCCCGAGGAAGCUUCGCGUGACUUGAAUAUAUGCGAACGACUUCUUGCGAUUUUGGCAGAAAGAAAAUUAUCAAGGGAAAAUCUUAAUAGGAUUGUAGUUCCAGUUCACUCAACGGAUGACAGGCCAUUUAUGCUGGUUGGAAUAGAUCAAGCAGUCUAUAGCUCGAGUACUCACUAUAAUGAUGAUGAAGAUACAGACAAUUUGGAAAAUGUCUUUCACCUGCAUGACAGAAUCCCAGAGUGGGUUGCACAAAAGCUUCACAUUAAAAGUCUGACUAGUCAACUUAUUGGAGCAGAAGAUCUUGGAAUUUUUGAGGAGUAUGGACAAAGCGAGCCCCUUACACGAAGAAUAAGUAAUAUACUUAAAGACUAUGGUGAUGGCCUUGCUAUUUUCAAGGAGCUGAUCCAGAAUGCAGAUGAUGCUUGUGCAAGACAAGUUAAACUUCUGUAUGAUGAGCGGAAAAACGAAAAUAUGAGAAGCCAAUUGAUAGACCCAGGAAUGGCAGAUCUCCAGGGAUCGGCUCUUUGGGCUUUUAAUGAUGCCAAGUUCAGUGAAGAGGAUUUUGAUAACAUAGUCAAACUUAGUGGUGCAACUAAAGAAGAUAAAAGAGAUAAGAUUGGUAAAUUUGGGUUAGGCUUCAAUGCGGUGUAUAACAUUACUGACGUCCCAAGUUUUGUCAGUGCCAAUAAGCUGGUUAUCCUAGACCCUCAUACAACUAAUCUUGGGAAAGCUAUUCGGGACAAAUCUAAGCCUGGUGUAAAGAUUCCAUUGGGUCCUAAAAGAAACAGGCUGAGGAGGCUACAAGAUCAGAUUAGAGUCUACGAUGGCGUUUUUGGUAUGGAUGCCAGUCUUGAGUCGAAUUACAGAGAUUUUGAUGGAACACUAUUUCGAUUUCCAUUGAGAACGAGAAAGCAAGCUGGAGCAAGCGAGAUCAAGAACCUUUGCUAUGACAAGAAUGAAAUGAAAGUUUUAAUACAAAAGUUUGCAUGUGAAGCAAGCAGGUUGCUGAUGUUUACACAAAACGUUUCUCUGGUUCAAUUCUAUCACCUUUCAGAGAAUGCAGCUUCCCCAGACGAAAUGGCGCUGUUAGUGCAGAUUGAAAAAUCUGUAUACAGGCCUGACAGUGAUUCGCCUGAAACUUUCCAAGUUAUGAGCAAAUCGUCUGCAAUGGUUAACAGAAAGUUGCAAGGUGAGCAAAUGGAAGAAUUUCAAAUGGGUCACAAGGUUAAUAUUGCUUGCAGGAUUUCAAAUAAAGCUCGAGAUGAUUUUGAAGUGUCUGCCCAAGAUUUAGAGGAAACCUGGCUCCUACACACUGUCAUAGAUGCGUCGGAUUGUAUGGAUCUAGCUUCUCAGUAUCCCCAGCUAAACCCAGUUUCUACUGUUGCAGUCUGCCUUGACAAGAGUCGCAAAUCAUUCAAGCACCAGUCAGUUAAGGGUUAUUUCUUUUGUUUUUUGCCGCUUCCAAUGCCAUCGUCCAAGCAAGUAAAACUAGUCAGGAAUCUUCUCGAGUCGAUCAGAGACGAAAACCAAGCGAGCGAACCAAACGCUCAGCAGGCAAAUAUUGUCCUGCCAGAUGAAAAUAGUAUUUUAAGAGAUAAAGAUGCAAUAUUUGUGAAAGAUUCAGUCUGGUUUAAGACAGAUACUCUACUGAGAUACCUUCAUAAAGAUAUUCCUCCAGAUUUAGCCUUGGCUCUUGGAGCAAGAACAGCUCGCUCUAAAUCCAUACUCUCCCAGUCAAGAGGUUUACCCUUUGGCCAACACGAGAAGUUAACAGUGCGACUGAAAAGGAUUCUGGAUGCUUAUCCAUCAAACUUGCAAAUUCUUUACGAGCUAUUGCAAAAUGCAGACGAUGCUGGUGCCAGCACAGUCAAGCUCGUGCUAGACGAGAGAUUUCAUCCUUCUGAUAGUAUAUUUGGGGACAAGUGGAGGCCCUUACAAGGACCAGCACUCGUGAUCUACAAUGAUGCUCCAUUCACUGAACAUGAUAUUCAGGGAAUUCAAAACCUUGGGGAAGGAAGCAAAUCCAACGAUGUACUGAAAACUGGGCAAUAUGGUAUUGGAUUCAAUGUGGUAUACCAUAUAUCUGAUGUUCCUUGUUUGCUUGCAGGUUUAAAGGAUAGAGGUGAAGACGUUCUUUGCAUAUUUGAUCCCCAUGCUAGGUUCUUGGAUGAAUGUUCCGAAGCUGAGCCAGGAAGGAUGUUUGAAAAUGCAAGAGAUUACUUACGGGAUCAUUUUAAAGAUAUAUAUGCUACAUUUUUGCCAGAGGCACUUACAGAAAAGAAAUCGGCCAUAUUUCGCUUGCCUCUUAGGACCAAAGAGAUGGCAAAGAGUUCAGAUUUAAAGAAUGAGCCUACAACAAUAGAAGAAAUACUCAAUAUGUUUGAAUCUUUCAAAAGGGAGGGUUCUGAGGCACUGUUGUUUCUUCAAAAGGUCAGAUCAGUAAAGCUCAAUCGUAUUGAUAAAAAUGGUAAUUUUCACUGCAUCGCCUCAGUCAAUGCAAAACUUUCUUUCCAUUCCGAUCAGAAAUUAGAAAAGAUGAAUUCUGAUUGCCUAGCUCUUGUAAAAUCAAGAUAUGAUAGAAGUAAUGCCGAGCGAGAUCAUGAGCCAUUUGAAUACAUGGUUGAUCUGCAAUGUGAUGGCAAGAAUGAGGGUAGAUGGAAGAUUGUCCAGAAGUGUGCAUCGUUGAACAGCCAAGAUCUGCCAAAAGAGAUCGAAGAGCAGUACAAAAAUAAAGAGUUCCCUUUGAUUCCUGUUGGUGGAAUAGCACAUAAAGAACAAGCCAGUGUCAAACGUAACCCUAAUGGGAAAGUAUAUUGCCUUCUGCCAUUGGCAGUAACUAGCAGCCUCCCAGUUCAUAUUAACGGAAAGUUUAUCUUGGACUACGAAUCUCGAAGGCGAUUAUGGUACACCAAUGGCGAUGGCUAUCAAACAAGUUGGAACUACUACAUCAUAGAUAAUUGUGUAUUGCCAUCCUAUGUUCAGCUCAUUCGCUCUGAUGUCAACCAUCUGAGAAAAAUAUUUCUGCCUGAACAGCGCAAUUUGAAGGAGGAUUUUGAAACUAAAAUCUUCACUGAUAGGCCAUUCCAUCCCCCUGAUUUAAAUCGGUUUUUCCAUCUUUUCCCUAAAAUCAAUAGUAACAAAGAGGCACAUGAGUAUGACAAAGAGCUUAUUGUCCGUUUUUACAAACAACUGAAAGAAGGUGAAGUAGACUGCUUACCCGCACUCAAGUAUGACAACACCCUUGAGUCUCCUGGCUUGGACUUCUACCCGCCGUGUUCAGAAUCAAAGAAGUUCUACAUUCCAUCUUUUAAAAAUUCACUUUUUUCCGAUGAAAAAGCCAAACCCGCCUGUUGCAUUGCACUAGCAAAGUGUGGCUUAAAUAUAUAUAGUGUGCCAGAACAUAUUGUGAGAGGCUUUGAUGAAUUUAAAGUACCGCUGGAGCGGCUUAGUCCUGCGAUUGUUGCAAAAUAUUUGAAAGAAAACGCAGAUUCUGUUCUAUCCGGUAAAGAUGCAAUUCCGUUGACAAAAUCAGCUUUUGCAGAUUUGAAAACAGUAAGGAAUUUGUUGCGCUACUGCCAAAUGAACGAAGACCUUAAUAAGAAGGGGGAUGAAAAGCAAAUGAACGAGAAACUUGACUUAGAAGGAUUACCAUUGUUAGUAACUGAAGACAACAUGCUGCGAGUAUUUGAUAGCAAGAAGUUCGUGUAUUACGAUUAUUUGUCUACUUUGUGCCCAAUGAGAAAACGGAGCACACUUCACAUUGGAAUGAAAGAUGUUUUGGAAGAAUGCAAGGACAACGUGGGAGGCCCAGUAAGAAGACUGACUCUAGAGAGUCUUGAUCAGGCACUGAAAGAAGAUUCUGAGCGUUGGUUGAGAGAGAUGGAAGAGAUCGACAUUACCGAACAAAAUGUACAUGGAAUGUUCCCAACAAAGAGUUGGUUGAGAGAUAUUUGGAUUUUUUUGGAAAGGGAGUAUGGACAAUUGAAGGAAAACCUUAAAAAAUCCAUCAACCACUUUUCAUUUUCAAAACCUGAUGAUAGUCCAAAAACAUUUUUGAGUUGGAUGCUGCAGUGGUGUAUUUUUCCAAUCAGACGACAAACCGGCAUGCUUCAAAAGCCUUCAAAAUAUUAUCUGACAAAAAUCAGCCUGGCUCGUUUUGCCAUAGGGCCUACCUACCAGGUGCCAGACAUCAUAAAAGAAAUUGGAAUAGCGGAACCCUGCUACGAGCCUUUGUUGACAAAAGUUGAAAAGAAAGAACAGUUGUGCAACUUGGAAAUCGAACGAGUAAACGUGCUACUUCGGAAAUUUGCUGCUAAUGAGAAGGACCCUGUAGCAUUUCUUGAUGCCUUGGUGUAUGACACGAAUAGAUCUGACUCCAGGUUUACUUGCUUAUCAAAAAAAAGUGCCAGUGAACUCCUUCACUUCUUUCAAAGACAAGCAAGACUGACAGUGGAGAUUUCCCAGCUAAAACGUUUAAAGGUUUGGGAGGAUUUGGAAGGGAAAUUGAAAGCAUUAACUGAAGCUUCUCGUUGGUACUUUGUUUCCGAUCAGAUUCCGAAGGCUGGAAUUUCGAAAUUGCAAGAUUCAUCGAAUACAUUGCUCUUAAAGGAAGAUGGAAACUUACGAUCUCUGUAUUCCUCCAUUGGCAUCGAAAGUAGCCAAGAUGAUGACGUAUAUCGUAAAGUGAUUCUUCCAGCAUUUCAUUCAUUCACGGCUGAAGAACGGAUGAAACAUCUUACUUUUCUUAAAGACAAGUGGACAUGGAAUGACCAAUAUCAUCCUUCAAUUUUUUCUACGCUACGUUCGAUAGGAUACUUUGAAAGAGACGGAAGUCUCCUACCCACAUCAAGUUUUUUCGAUCCGGAAGUGAAAUUGUUCAAAUUGAUGCUGGAAGAUAAAGAUUUUCCACCAAAAUCUUGUUGCAGUGAACGUUGGCUGAAAUUCCUCAAAAUGCUUGGUCUUAUCUCCAAGGUAUCACAAUCACACUUUUGUGAAUUCGCUGAAAAAGUAUCUAACAUAUCUGACAAAUCUGAUGCAAAAGAAAAGGCAGAGUGUCUUAUUGAAUACUUCCGUAGCUCUGAUGAUCUAAAAAGAAAUGUCAAUUUUCAUAGACAAGUUAGUGUGAUACCUUUUAUGCUCUCUGAUCCCAUUCCGAAGAUGCUCUUGGAAAUCAAGACUCCAGAAAAUGUUCAAGAACGUCUCUCUUUUCAAGGCUCUAUAGAGUAUGAUCACUUUGUUGACAAUUGCAAGCUCGCUUGGACAGUAACAAAGAUUCUUCCAAGCUAUACAAAAACUUAUUUCCCUGAUACUGAAUUACCAUUAGAACAGCUCGGUGUUAAAAAAAUGAGCUGCAGCAUCGUUGCCGAGAAUCUUGCCAACGUCAGUAGAUCUGAUUUGCUGACGCCAAAAGGAAAGGGUGUCAAGUGUUAUGACUUAAAGUAUAAGCAACAUUUCAGAUCGGUUUUUGACUCGUCUUAUGAAUUUUCAAAUAACGACAUUGACAAAAUUGACGAACAGACAUGUGCUAGGCUUGCUGCGAUUCCACUUGUGUUGACUGAAAGCAACAUGAUAUCCAUUGCAAGUAAGGUUACUCUGAAGCCUGGCUGGGACCACCCCCCAUACAUAUUUUCGAUGCCAAUCGAAUUAGGAAAGUAUGCGGGGCUUUUCAAGAAAAUCGGAAUGUCUGCCGAGCCAACUGUUGAGCAACUAGCUAGAGUACUGGAAGAUUUAGAGUCUUGCUGCCACGAAAGAGAGAUGGAUCCAAACGAAGCGAAACUUGUGCGGCGAUCUAUGAAGAAAAUCAUUUUCCAGCUUAAGAAAGUUCAAUUCCCAGAUAGCGUUACAAAGCUUUAUUUGCUGGGAGGCUAUCGUCAAAACUGUAAGACCAUCCGACUUUUCGAGUCCCAAGACCUUGUCUAUUUUGACGACCAUCAUCUUGAAGAUCGGCUUGGAAGUUUUAAUAAGCCCCGUAUGCAGCUCAAUGUCGAAGCAACUGAAGAGCGCCAGUUUGUAGAAAGACUGCCAGAAAGUAUAAGACCUAAGAAACUCAGCCAACUGAUAGAAGAAAGGAUGCUACCCUCUGAAACACUGCCAAAUGAGGGAUUUGCAAAGGAAUUGGAGGAGCGCUUUAAUAGCGAAGAAGUAGUUUCGUGCAUUCUGCGCCUUCUGCAACACCAACUGACUGAAGAUAAAGAAGUCACAAGCCAAGCAGAAAAACUUCAUGAGUUAUUGGCAAAUGUAAGUGUUGUUAGCAAAAGAGAGAUCAAAACUGCUUUGUAUUCCCUAGCUGGCAGCAUCAUCGAAGGAAGCAUCAAGAGUCGUGAUAUCUACAUUGAGAUUUCGGAUGACAGCCUGGUAAUCAACUUGGCUGCUGUUGCUGCGGUAGAGCAAUAUGAUACUAGAGUAGCUAGAGCGGUCGUAGACUUUUUUAGGUCUACUUUAACCAAUCCUUCGCUUGCUGUUUUCUUUGUUGAUAUACUUACAAAACCGAUUGGAGAGCUGCAUGCAUAUCUGGAUGAAGAAGGAAUACGAAAUGAUGGCUCUUUCAUAAGCUCUUACAAUGCACCCUACACUAAAGGAGACUUCGUCCCCGUUGUUCUACAUUGCCUUCUAAGCAAUGACAUUGCAAUUUUUGAAGUUGGUGAAUACGUCGCAUUUGAAGUUGAGGAUCCGGCAAUGGAGGACAAGAAUGGAGAGCCAAUUUAUAUAUACGCAGUCAUCGAGGAAGUGUUGCCAGACGAUUUCUACAAAAUCGAUGUAGGCUGUGUGGAGUCCAAGACUGCCCAUAAAACAGAGCUCUACAAAUUCCUACGAGAGAUUGAUUUUCAGGAAGUGGAUGAAUCACAAACGAAAGAGGAAAUCAUUAAGGCGAUUGCUCAAGAGUUAAAGAGUGCUUUUGAACGUGGUGAAGCCUAUGCUAAGAGAGUUAUAAAACGCUUAUGGUUGCUUUGGCACCCAGAUAAGAAUCCUGGACGGGAAAAACUUUGCACGGAAAUAUUUCAAUUUAUACAACAGGAAGUUGAUCGUUUGCGUAGAGCCCAUGCAAAGACAAGCACUGAUGCCUUCUGGAACUUUGGAAGCUCAUUAGGGAGAUAUCGAGAGAGAGGUGGCGUGUUUGCGAGGAGCAGAACACAAAGAGCUGAUAAUUUUACACGCAAAGGAGACUGGUGGGUGCCAAGAGAAGAAGCAGAAAACCCACAGCCUGGUCAAGCAAAACGGUGGUAUCGUCAAGCAAAGUACGAUUACCAAGCCGCAAAUAGCGUUGCUGUGGACUAUUGUGAAUGGAUUUGUUUUACAUGUCACCAGGCAGCAGAAAAGGCAUUGAAAGCUGCUGCAUACAUGAAAAAAGACUGUCGUUCUAGACAUCACCGUCUCAGGCAUAUUGCGAUGUUGAGCGGACAAAACACCUUGGAGAUAGCUGCUGCUGAGUUGGAGGGUUUAGUUAAGGGUUCUACUGCUAUGCGAUACCCUGAUCAAUGGAUAUAUCCUGAGAUACCACAUGACAAAUAUAACAGUCAGAUGGCAAAAGAAGCUAUCGAGAUCACUGGAAAAAUCUUGGACGAAGUGAACAAAAUCGUAAACUAAAGUCUGUUUGGUUGAACGAAAUAAUCGCUCCUAAUUUUCCAUAUCUUCUGUGAUUGUUAAUCUUAGCCACAAAAGAUUUAAUUGAGAUUGCUACUAGUUCUCCGUUAUUGUAUUUAACUUCAUUGGUCACGAGCAUUCAAUCUAUAUUUCUAUCUCCCUUUGAGUACAUACCGGUUAAGAUUCCUGGAGAAAACUUUUAUGAUAGUGACUUCUAUUCGUUUCUCAUCACAAAAUAUACAAACCUCCUUAACUGAUACAUUUGCAGUAUAGAAAUCCCAUUUUAAUCUAGCCAAGGUAUCUACUCUUUCGAUCACGUCUUCCCUCCCAUUCAAUUGGCAGCCCAUGAAGCUAUUCAGAACAAGUAAAGAAUGUGAUAUGCACUUAGUUAAAUGCCUCUAAAGCUUAAAGUAUGGUGCUAACUAAAAGAAAAUAGAACUAAUGUGUUUCAUAAGCUUUAUUCAUUAAAAGAUUUUUUAAGCAAAAUUUCAGUUUUGGUUAUUAGUUAUGAUUAAAGUUCACUGCUUAGUUAGCUGAUAACGUAGUUUAAAUUUGGUAUAGAGAUAUGUAAAUGAAUCAGCGAAUAAGCAAGCUUGUUCAAAGGGCGCUCGCCAUUUUCGAGACGAAAGUACGAUUUUGCAGCCAUGGACUUUGCGCCCGCUGUUUGUAGAAAUCAAGCCAAAUAUUGGUUGAGCCUUGCCUCUUGUUACGAUUCAGGGCUGUCCCUAUGAACCUAAUUUGUAUUUGGAAUUUGAGUAAGUGCCUCGGCGUAACCUGUGAUUUGUUCCCUCUUAUUUGUUUAUUGUUGUUAUAUUAAUGAUCCGAAUGAAAAUAUUCGGUGGAGAUGAUGAUGGAAAUGAUGGAGACCAGCACAAAAAUGCGAAUGCGUAACGUUGCCAGAUGUAAAAGAAGAAAAACAAUAAGGAGAUUUAGAAGAAAAAAUAAACAAGUAUACGUAGGCCUUGAACUCUCAGUUCUCUUAAGUAGUUCUAUUGGUAUUUUUGUCUAAGCUGUUCAUCUUGAGACUUUGAAUUUUUGUGUAAGCUUUUCAUGGUUACGUUUUAUGUUAUCAGUGUCUUUUCACUAUUUACUCUUUAUGUCAUAUCUAUGUAAAGUAAAAAUGCUCUGGAAGCAUUCAUUUAUUAUCAUUUUUUUCUAUUUUAGAGCCUAGAUAAAGCACGAGUUUUGAUCAAUUAGAUUACGAAGCUA
Messenger RNA from Rhopilema esculentum, 12764 nucleotides. The record is from RefSeq and is a predicted model, not a curated record. Lineage: Eukaryota; Metazoa; Cnidaria; Scyphozoa; Rhizostomeae; Rhizostomatidae.